UUGAAAGGGGUUCUUAUACACAUAGAAGCUAUUAGAAAAUUUGACUCAGCUUAGCAUCAAACUAUCAGAUUGAAGAACGAUCUUUAUAAGACGUUAAUUUCAUCGAGUGAAUUUUGAGAAAAGGGUUUGAUAGUAACGAAGUUCCAACUUUUAUCCUUUAACAAUUCACACUGAACCGUCUCAAUUGUUUACGAGAGAACAAAGAGCCUACGUUUCAAAUUAUAACAUAAUGCAACCAAUGGUUAAAGCUGAGGAAGAAGACAAGUACGAGGAUGAAACAGGAGAUCUUGAUACUUCUGGAAUUGCUUCUAGAGUUUGGCUGGUAAAACUCCCUAAGUUUCUUCUUGAUAAAUGGAAUUCUAUUCCGCCAGAUCAUGCAGCGGACCUGGGUUGUGUUCGUGUUAUGAAUGACGAAAUUCAGCUUCUUUUACGUGAUAGCGCAGAGAAUAUGGACGUUCCCAAAGAAUACAACCUGAAGGUUAUGAAUAAGUAUGUACGGAACUCAUACGUUUUUCGGGAGUUUGAGCAACCUUCUGGUUCAAAGCAAACUGCUCUCGUUGGAACUGUUGCCCAUGAAUGCAAUGUGUCACCUGUUAUUAACGACGAUUAUCGCCGUGUUAUGCACAAGCGUGCGCUGGCGGCGAGUGCUCCCAGACGUCGUGUCCAAAUGAUUGACGACAGGGGCGGAAGCCUUCUGGCACCUGGUACUCUAGGCGCGCGCUCAAGAAGUACUACUUCAUUUAUUCGAAAUGUUAAGCCUCGCACCGGUGAGGUAUUGAAGAAUGCUCGUAUUCCCAGAAAUGAACUCCUUGACAUACUGUUCAAGUGUUUCGAGGACUACGAGUACUGGACCCUUAAAGGUCUUCGUGAAUAUGUCAAACAACCGGAGGUGUACCUGAAAGAAGUCCUUGACAGCAUUGCCGUACUAAACAAACGUGGUCCAUAUGCGUUGAAGUACAGCUUGAAGCCAGAGUAUAAGGGAACGAUGAAUGUGGCUGCAAUGGAGCUAAAAAGUCAACAAAAUGCCAUGAAUGCUGCGUCUUCAUCCCAACAAGGUGCCACGUCUCCAAAAAAUUAUGAUGAUGACAAAGAUGAUGACAACGUCGAAAUGUUGGACGUCAUUUAAACCUUUCUUCCGUAAAGCUUUUUUGAUUUUCUUUAUUUUUAUUUUCAGCGAAUGAAUGUUUCCAUGGUUGUGGGUUUCUUGUCAAACAGUUUCCAAAAACGUAAAGUUUCAUCACCAGCACCGGUAACGAUUGAUUGUCCAUCUGGGCUCAUGGACAAGUACAGUACCCGAUUUGUGUGGCCUGUAAGGUUGACAACAUUUUUUAAUGUUGGAUACUUCCAUACCGAAAUUUGGUUUCUAGCAUAACCGUGUGUUGUCACGAUUUCGUUUGAAGUUUUCGACCAUGCUAAAUUGCAAAUUUGUGAACCCGUGUUUAACGAAUUUUGAAGUUUUCCUGUCAACGUGUUGUGGAUCUUAAGCGUACGAUCAAUGGUGCCUCCUCCGCUUGCAAGAAUUCCACGUUGAUGAGGACUCCAUCCGAUGGCUUUCACAGCGGCAGUAUGCUCUCUGAAAGUAUACAGCGGCCGGUCCGAGCGGUGGUCCCAGACUAAGAGUUUGUUAUCAUUACCUCCAGAUGCAAGUUGGCCCUGGCUACUGUCCCAUUGAAGACCACAGAUCUCUUGUUCGUGAGCUCGGAGAAGUUUAGUAAAAUGUUGUGACAUUCUCAAAUCAUGGUGAGCAAUCAAUUGGUCACGGCCUCCGCUUGUCAAUACGUUAUUGUUCCAAGCAAGAGCCGCAACCCUUAAGAAGUGCCCCGUUACGACUCGUGUCCGCUGACAUGUCUCGGCAUUCCAAAUGUGGACAAGUCCAGAAUCAGUACCCACUGCAACAUGGUUAUUUUUUCCUGUCCACAGCACACUGGUAACAUGGUUAUUGGGCCCAAAGUCAUGCAGUUUAACGACCUUUCCAGUAUGUGCUGACCAAAGGUAGACACAACUAGCAAGGCCGACAGCCAGUACAUUUGAUGCUCCCCAGUCGAUAAGAUUUAAGUAGAAGUCAUCUUCAAGAUAAGGUGCGUCUAGUACUUUAUAAGGUGUCCUUGACAGAACCCGUUUAGGUUUUUGAGGGCGUAACAACAUCUUUUGAGACUCUACCGAUAUGGGUGACAGAGAGUAAGAUUUCCGAAUUGGACUAUCAACACUUGGGGGCUCAACUUUUACCUCCUUUUGUCGACCAUAAUGAAAGGUUCUAUGUUGAUUUGUAAUUUGAUGUCCAAAAAGCUCACGUGUUAGCAACUCGUUGAAUUGAUUCCGUGCUAAGUUUGUUAAUUGACAUUUCGAAGACUUUUUUAACUUACGUUCAUUAGAGUCUUCGUCUACCAUAUGCUUGGUAGAGUAACUCUUCGGUACCCGCUUAGUUAUAAAAUCUUGGGCGUGUGCGUUGCUAACAUUUCUAAUUGGAAUAAAUCUGUCUCCCAUCUUCGAAGAGUCUUAAUUGACUAUACAGCCAACGAAACAAUUGCUGUUUUGAUGGCAGAAAGUACGAGAUGAGCAGCCUUUUUGAACCUGUUUAAUUGCGCAUUUCGAAAUAGCUCAGGUUUGAGCCAUAUAAACAAACUCCCAAUCGAGUGUUAAAGAAAAAGACUCAGAGCUGCAGUACUUCUAUUAUUACUUAAUGAGCCUUAAAAAAGUAUGGAAUUGACCUCACUAUAAAAAACUAUCCGAGUCACUACGUAAGGAUGGAUGUUAUAAAAUGUUUACGGUAGCAUUAUGAAUUCAUCUCGUUUUUGAAACCUUAUGGUGUGAAAAGCAUCAGUUACCUUGCGAAUGUUGAUGUGCGGAAUAAUUCCGUUAUGCUGAAGCUACAAUGUUAGUAUUCUCAAAUUUAGUAAAUCCAGUUCUUACCUUUCCCUGAGCUGUAUUUUUUAUGUUAAGUAGAAAAGUUUCAUAACUUUCUUUCCCAUUAGCUUCAUCAUCAAUUAGUGCACUUUCAAACAGUUUGUACUCCACUUGAUCAACAUUUUUGCGAAUGUGUUCUGCUGUGUUAAAGUUAAUGGAAGUGAUAGCUGACAACUGAGAACAAAUAUUAGCGAUUUGUAUAAAGAGUCUUGACGGUUGUUCGCACAUAACUUCCGUUCCCCCUGUAUUUUCGUUGUGAAGAUAACCCGGACAAAGCAAUUUAGUAACAGCGGUUGAAGCAUUUUCUUGUAAAAGGAUAUACACUUUCCCAUAUGUAAAGCAUAAAUAACAUCCAUC
Molecule: messenger RNA, 3261 nt
Organism: Schizosaccharomyces japonicus yFS275
Lineage: Eukaryota; Fungi; Ascomycota; Schizosaccharomycetes; Schizosaccharomycetales; Schizosaccharomycetaceae
Product: transcription factor TFIIF complex beta subunit Tfg2
Exons: 3
Coding region: 230-1126 (298 amino acids)
Biological process (GO): transcription initiation at RNA polymerase II promoter; transcription by RNA polymerase II
Cellular component (GO): transcription factor TFIIF complex; nucleus
Molecular function (GO): RNA polymerase II general transcription initiation factor activity
Source: RefSeq, a predicted model, not a curated record